Molecule: messenger RNA, 1513 nt
Organism: Notothenia coriiceps (black rockcod)
Lineage: Eukaryota; Metazoa; Chordata; Actinopteri; Perciformes; Nototheniidae
Gene: nmur3
Product: neuromedin U receptor 3
Exons: 2
Coding region: 1-1275 (424 amino acids)
Biological process (GO): neuropeptide signaling pathway
Cellular component (GO): plasma membrane
Molecular function (GO): neuromedin U receptor activity
Source: RefSeq, a predicted model, not a curated record
AUGGAGCAAACUUUGCAAAGCUGCUCUUUAAACAUAUCCAAGCUGGUCCACAACACCAGCGUGCCACUAAAUGCCACUGGGAAUUACACCAGCGACCAAGUCACCGAAGUCAACCUCGUAGACAUCCUGGGUCCAAAACGGUCCCCCUUUUUCCUCCCUGUGAGCAGUGUUUACCUUCUCAUCUUCCUCGUCGGCUUGUCUGGGAAUCUUCUCACAUGUGCAGUGAUAGCAAAGCACAAGAAGAUGCGAAACCCCACCAACCUCUACUUGUUGAGCCUGGCUUUGUCGGACCUUCUUGUUCUACUGUUCGGGAUGCCCCUGGAGGUAUACGACCUGUGGCAGAACUACCCCUUUCCCUUUGGCGAGGGCGGCUGUUACUUCAAAACCUUCCUCUUCGAGGCGGUCUGCUUCGCUUCAAUCCUCAACGUCACAGCUUUGAGCGUGGAGAGGUAUAUAGCUGUGGUGCACCCGCUCAAAACACGGUACCUCUCGACUAACAAGCACGCAAAGCGGGUCAUCACCAUCGUGUGGGUGGUAUCCAUGAUCUGUGCCAUCCCCAACACCUCCCUGCACGGACUCUUCUACCUGAAAGGGAGGAUGGAGGAGUCAGCCAUAUGCACUGUGCUGAAGCCCCUGUGGAUCUAUAACAUGGUCAUGCAGAUUACCACUGUGUGCUUCUAUUUCGUGCCCAUGAUGGUGAUCAGCGUGCUGUACCUGGUGAUGGGCCUUCAUUUGUGCAGAGAACGAAGGCAGCCAAGCGAGAACCUGGGGAGGAACUGUAGCAGCAACAUUCGGAGGAAGAUGAGCGUGAACGGGCGCAGGAGACAGAUCAACAAGAUGCUCUCGAUCGUGGUGGCGGUGUUUGGAGUCUGCUGGGCGCCAUUCCACAUCGAGAGACUCCUCUGGAGUUCCAUCAGCCAGUGGACCGAUUUGAUGCACAACAUUUAUCAGUACGUCCACAUCCUCUCGGGCGUCUUCUUUUAUCUCAGCUCUGCAGUCAACCCCAUCAUCUACAGUCUGCUGUCCACACGGUUCAGGGAGUGUUUCCGAGAACUCGUUUGCUUCCAGACGGAGGAAAACAGCUCUGUCAGAGACUCGCCACCAUUCCCUAAGAUCUUACUGGAACCCUCUGUCUCAAGUGCCAGAGCCCAGGUUGAAGAUAAGGACUCCAACGCUUUCAUUCCUUUGCUGUCUCCUAACAUGAAACUGAGCAUGGACACUACAAUCCUCAAAAAUGCAUGGAGAGAGAAGACCUGUAAAACCUCUGUGUUCUAAUUGAGGCUUUAUUUAAAUGAGCUAACAAGCAGUAGACAAGCUAUUGUUUGACAUGUUUGGAAAAUGAUUAUCCUCUUCCUGUAAGUUAAAUAAGAGGAUUGAUAACACUAACAUAUGUUUAAUGUAUCUUUGUUGUGGCUCGACAGUUAUGUUAUGUUAAGUUAUGUUUUUUAGUCUAGUCUUGUGUUUUUGAUCUUGUCACUUCCUGUUUUUAUUUUUUAAAGUAAUCAUUCCCUCU